AUGGCGACACCUUUCGAGCCGCUUCAGUACUUGAAGCGCAUUCUCGUGACUGGCGGCGCUGGUUUCAUCGGUUCGCACGUUGUGAUCCACCUUGUCCAGUCUUAUCCACAGUACUAUAUUGUAAACCUCGACUCGCUCGACUAUUGCUCGUGUCUGUGUAACGUCCACUCGGCUAUUGCAUACAAUGGUCGUGUCGCCGUCCGUCUCCAGCAAAAAAGUGUCAACGCUUUAGAAAAAAGCAUUUUGAAAAGUGACGACAAAAACGAAUUGAUUUGGAAUCGAAUACGAGGUUUUUCCAACAAGCAAAAAGACGAGAAGAACGUGGAGGAGGACCACUUGUUUCUAACUGACGAGGAAAAGCAACGCUUUUUUUCUGGCGGACGAGUUCCUUGCAACCUUACCGACGAAUUACAAAUUUAUUUAUGGAAAUGUCACCGAGCCAGAGCUCGUCCAGGAAGUCAUACGGACCGAGCACAUUGA
Peronospora matthiolae is the source of this 480-nucleotide messenger RNA. NCBI's taxonomy places the organism in Eukaryota, Oomycota, Peronosporomycetes, Peronosporales, Peronosporaceae. The record is from the annotation of a GenBank genome assembly.